Scomber japonicus (chub mackerel) is the source of this 902-nucleotide messenger RNA. RefSeq names its product proteolipid protein 1a (gene plp1a). Gene Ontology annotation, biological process: central nervous system myelination; axon development. NCBI's taxonomy places the organism in Eukaryota, Metazoa, Chordata, Actinopteri, Scombriformes, Scombridae. The transcript is spliced from 7 exons. The coding region runs from base 49 to 786 and encodes 245 amino acids. Gene Ontology annotation, molecular function: structural constituent of myelin sheath. The record is from RefSeq and is a predicted model, not a curated record. Gene Ontology annotation, cellular component: myelin sheath; plasma membrane.
UGCAGGCAGCAGCAGUAUCCUACAAGUCCUGAACGCAUCCUUCCAGACAUGGGUUGCUAUGAGUGCUGUAUGCGCUGUUUGGGUGGGGUGCCAUACUGCUCCCUGGUCGCCACACUGCUGUGUUUCUCUGGCAUUGCCCUGUUCUGCGGUUGUGGACACCAGGCACUCACAGAGACGGAGAGACUCAUCGAAACUUACUUUGCUCGUAACCUCCAGGACUACAUCACCCUCGCCUACAUCAUUCAGUAUUUCCAGUAUGUCAUCUAUGGUUUGGCCUCCUUUUUCUUCCUCUACUGCAUCGUGCUGUUGGCUGAGGGCUUCUACACCACAAGUGCUGCCAAGCAAACCUUUGGAGAGUUCAGGAGCACCAUGUGUGGCCGCUGCCUCAGCUCCACGUUUAUUGUGGUGACUUAUGUACUAGCUAUGCUGUGGCUGUUGGUGUUCGCCUUGUCCGCACUGCCCGUCUACUUCUUCUACAAUAUGGAAGCCACCUGCCACACCAUUGACAUUCUGACUGAAACGCCAGCGAGCAUAAACCAGCUGUGUGUUGAUGCAAGGCAAUACGGGCUCCUGCCAUGGAAUGCAGUGCCAGGAAAAGCUUGUGGUAUGACUUUGUCCACUGUUUGCAAAACCAGAGAGUACCGAGUGACCUUUGACCUCUACAUUGCUGCCUUCGCCGGAGCGGGCAUCACUCUCUUGGCUCUGCUGACCUAUACUGUGUCAACCACCUAUAACUUUGCAGUGCUGCGCUAUCUGGGGAGAAAGGGCAUAGGUGCACGGUGUUAAGUCCACCAGCUUCCUGUCCGCUCUGUCACUCUUUCACCAACAACAUGGGGAUAUAAAGGGACGGCAACAAUUCUCUACUUCCACAUCAUCUGCACAGAACCACUUGUAAUGUUGGU